GGGGAUUGAUGCUGCUACCUUCAGUGCGGCGUAGGAAGACAACCAUUGUCUAAUGCGGGGAUGCAGGUGGAUCGGCUGGGCUCAUAACGGCAUGUGAGUCUGAAGUCUGUCCUCCCGGAAGACGAAGAAGUCUGCAGCAUAUCACCUCCAUGUAAAUAUUCAAAAGACCGCAGGAAUUCUGCCACGAACGUUGUCUUUCUAUCGGGUGUUGGAGCACAGAAUAAUGCCCAGAGCAAUGGGACACUGAGGAAGAUGGCGCUUGCACCUGUUUCUGCUUGGCUCUGUGCCUAGCUAACCCCUGGAGACUGGACUGGACUGGACUGCAGCUGGAAGGAGGCCAGGAUAUUUGGUUUAUGAGGGAGGGGAAGAGGAACAGAGAACCUUGAAUUAGUUUUCUAUUUUUUCUGACCCAACUACCACACUUCAACAUUCUGCAACAAUCACCACUUCACUUGGUUUUGUAAAUGUACUAGUUCCUAGACUCCUAGACGUAUGUUCUAGGUCCUAGAUUCCUAAACCUAGGCUAUAUGCUAGUUCCUAGAUUCCUAAACCUAGGCUAUAUGCUAGUUCCAAAAUUCCUAAGUGUAGGCUACAGUAUGUGCUAGUUCCUAGAUUCUUAAAUGUUUAGUGCUAGUACCUAGAUUCUUAAAUGUUUAGUGCUAGUUCCUAGAUUCUUAAAUGUUUAGUGCUAGUUCCUAGAUUCUUAAAUGUUUAGUGCUAGUUCCUAGAUUCUUAAAUGUUUAGUGCUAGUUCCUAGAUUCUUAAAUGUUUAGUGCUAGUUCCUAGAUUCUUAAAUGUUUAGUGCUAGUUCCUCGAUGUUUAGUGCUAGUUCCUCGAUUCUUAAAUGUUUAGUGCUAGUUCCUAGAUUCUUAAAUGUUUAGUGCUAGUUCCUCGAUUCUUAAAUGUUUAGUGCUAGUUCCUAGAUUCUUAAAUGUUUAGUGCUAGUUCCUAGAUUCCAAACCAUAUGGAUUCUAUGAUAUCACCAGAACGUUAUUGUAGCCGCUUCUCUGGAUAACAGGUGACACAAUUCCCAAUUUUUCCACUCAAUGGAGAGGCUAAGAAGAGAAUCAGGAUAGAGAGGCAAAGCUAAAGAGAAGAAUUUGAAUCAUAUUAUUGCUGUACCCUUUAGGGAAAACACAACAACAGUGUAGACUGGAGAUCAUUUCGGCCUCUCUCCCAGCGGUAGUGGAUUAAAAGCAACGAGACCUAGUUCGAGGGAUUAGGGUCAGAAGUGGAAGAUGAUAAGCAGACAGGGGAGGUGUGAAGUUCGGGCCGUGUGGCCCCUGCUAUUGACUGGGCUGCUGUUGACAGUCAUGGCCACGGCCUUGGAGUACGAGGGAGUCCCUGGUCAGUGGGCACGGUACGGCCACUGGGAAGCCAAGGCCACAGGCCAGCUGAGCUUCGCUCUGAAGACCAACAUCAGCAAGGCCAUGGUGCUCUACCAGGACGACGGAGGGAACUGUGACUUCCUGGAGCUUCUGAUCGCAGACGGCCGGCUGCAUCUUCGCUUCACCAUCCACUGUGCAGAGCCGGCCUCCCUGCACACGGAGACUCGUGUCAACGACCAGCGCUGGCACCGCGUGCUGCUCACCCGUAACUACCGAGAGACCAGCCUGGUGGUGGACAACGAGGACAAGGUGGCCGAGGUCAAGUCCAAGAGGAGUGAAAUGGUGGUGGCCAGCGACCUUUACGUAGGCGGCAUUUCUCCAGAUGUUCGCCUAUCUGCCCUCACGUCCAGCACCGUCAAAUACGAGCCACCCUUCCAGGGCCUGAUCACCAACCUAAAGCUGGGGGAGACCCUCCCCGUGCUCCUGGAUGGCCAGGGUGUUCAGAAUGAUUUGGAAUACCUGUGCAUUAAACAGAACCCCUGCAGCAACAGAGGCCUCUGCUCCAUCCACCAGGGAGAGGUCCUCUGUGACUGCACCGACACUGGAUACAAGGGAAAUUACUGCCAUGAAGUUAUCCAGAAAGCAGUAGAAGGUAAGACCAUUUUUCUUUUUCCGUCAUGGAGCCUGGGCUACCUGAAUGGUGGGGGGGGGGGGCAAGGUGGGGAAUGCUUUUCAGGCCAGGAGACGUGGAGUGUAGCAUCCUCUGAUGUGCUGUGA
Molecule: messenger RNA, 2105 nt
Organism: Oncorhynchus kisutch (coho salmon)
Lineage: Eukaryota; Metazoa; Chordata; Actinopteri; Salmoniformes; Salmonidae
Product: neurexin-2
Exons: 4
Coding region: 1239-2105 (288 amino acids)
Source: RefSeq, a predicted model, not a curated record